AUGAUCCAGGCACAUUUAUUUCUGUAUUCAGCACUGAUCAUAUUCAGCAUACCUGCCGAGGAAAUCUUUCAGCCAACUCUAGUGCUGGACAUGGCUAAAGUCCUUCUGGAUAACUACUGCUAUCCUGAAAACCUAGUGGGCAUGCAAGAAGCCAUUGAACAAGCAAUCAAGAGUGGGGAGAUCCUGGACAUAUCAGAUCCAAAAAUGCUGGCCAGUGUUUUGACAGCUGGUGUGCAGGGUGCUCUGAAUGACCCAAGACUGGUGAUUUCCUAUGAGCCAUCACCACAUGCAGAUCCCAGUCAAGAAGCUGAAGCUUCCCCCACUCGUGAGCAACUCCUUAGUCUUAUUGAGCAUGUGGUCAUGUAUGACAAGCUAGAGGGCAAUGUUGGAUACCUGAGGAUUGAUUAUAUCAUAGGACAGGAAGUUGUGCAGAAAGUUGGAGCUUUUCUGGUGGACAAGGUGUGGAAGACACUGAUAGAGACAUCUGCCUUGGUGAUAGAUCUUCGUCACAGCACCGGGGGACAGAUUUCUGGCCUCCCCUUCAUCAUUUCGUACUUGCAUGAAGCAGACAAGAUGCUACAUGUUGAGACUGUAUACAAUCGGCCCUCCAACACCACCACAGAGAUAUGGACACUUCCAAAGGUUUUGGGAGAGAGGUACAGCAAAGACAAGGAUGUCAUUGUUUUGAUCAGCCACCACACCACAGGAGUGGCUGAAGAUGUGGCUUACAUUCUCAAGCACAUGAACAGGGCUAUCACUGUUGGGGAGAAGACAGCUGGGGGCUCACUGGACAUCCAGAAGCUGCGUAUUGGCCCCUCCAAUUUCUACAUAAUGGUUCCUGUGUCACGAUCUGUGAGCCCCUUGAGUAGGGGCGGACAGAGCUGGGAGGUGAGUGGGGUGAUGCCAUGUGUGGCUACUGAGGCAGAGCAAGCCUUACAGAAAUCCCUGGACAUCCUGGCAGUACGCAGAGCAGUGCCUGGCACCCUAAGCCACCUCACAAACAUACUAAAUGACUAUUACAGCUUAGUGGACCGAGUGCCAGCGCUGCUGCAGCACCUCAGCACCUCUGACUUCUCUUCUGUGCAGUCAGCAGAGGACCUGGCCACCAAGCUCAACUCUGAGAUGCAGACCUUAUCUGAAGACCCCCGCCUGUUGGUCCGAGUCUUGAUGCCAGGUGAAGCUGCUGUCCCCCCUGCUGAGAAGCCAAUUGCACUGGCAGCCAACUUACCUGACAAUGAGCAACUGCUGCAUGCCUUAGUGGAUACUGUCUUCAAGGUGUCAGUGUUGCCAGGCAAUGUUGGCUACAUGCGCUUUGAUGAGUUUGCAGAUGCCUCUGUGCUUGCUAAGCUGGGACCUUACAUUGUCCACAAAGUGUGGGAGCCCCUCCAAAAUACAGAAAACUUGAUCAUGGACCUACGUUACAACCCAGGGGGCCCUUCCUCCUCUGCUGUGCCUGUGCUACUCUCCUAUUUCCAAGAUCCUGCUGCUGGUCCUGUCCAUCUCUUCACAACCUAUGACAGGCGCACCAACCACACACAGGAGCACAACAGUCAGGCAGAACUUCUGGGCCAGCCCUAUGGGGCUCAGCGUGGCAUCUACCUGCUCACCAGCCGCCACACUGCUACAGCUGCUGAGGAGUUUGCUUACCUCAUGCAGUCCUUGGGCCGUGCCACACUGAUUGGUGAGAUCACAGCAGGAAGCCUCUCACACACCCGUACCUUCCCUCUUCUGCAGCCUGAGCAGGGAAUAACCUGUGGCCUGACUAUCACAGUUCCUGUCAUUACCUUCAUUGACAACCAUGGCGAAAGCUGGAUGGGUGGAGGAGUUGUGCCUGAUGCCAUAGUGUUGGCUGAGGAUGCACUGGAGAAGGCUGUAGAGGUGCUAGCUUUCCACAAGAAUAUGCGAGUACUUUUGGAAAGUACCGGACAACUCCUAGAGGCUCACUAUGCCAUCCCAGAAGUGGCUGGUAAGGCCAGUGAUAUGCUGAGCACUAAACAAGCCCAAGGAGGUUAUCGAUCAGCUGUAGACUUUGAGACAUUGGCUUCCCAGCUUACCAGUGACUUGCAGGAGGCCUCAGGGGACCAUCGGCUUCAUGUCUUCCACAGCCAUGUGGAACCAACACCAGAAGAGCAGCUUCCCAGCAUGAGUCCCAGCCCUGAGGAGCUGAGCUACAUCAUUGAGGCACUCUUCAAAAUUGAGGUAUUGCCAGGCAACCUGGGCUACCUUCGCUUUGAUAUGAUGGCUGAGGCAGAAACAGUGAAGGCCAUUGGGCCCCAGCUGUUGCAAAUGGUGUGGAACAAGCUGGUGGACACAGAUGCCAUGAUUAUUGACAUGAGGUACAACACAGGUGGUUAUUCCACUGCCAUUCCAAUACUUUGUUCCUACUUCUUUGAGUCUGAGCCUCAGCAACACCUCUACACCAUCUUUGAUCGUAGUACCUCACACAGCACAGAGGUAUGGACUCUCCCACAAGUCACAGGCAAGAGGUAUGGCUCUCUCAAGGACAUCUACAUCCUAACAAGCCAUAUGAGUGGGUCAGCAGCUGAAGCUUUCACUCGCUCUAUGAAGGAUCUAUACCGCGCCACAGUUAUUGGUGAGCCUACAGUAGGUGGUUCUCUCUCAGUGGGCAUUUAUCGUGUUGGUAACAGUUCCCUAUAUGCCUCCAUCCCCAGCCAAGUAGUGCUCAGCCCAGUCACCGGCAAAGUGUGGAGUGUGUCUGGGGUGGAGCCACAUAUCACCGUCCAGGCCAAUGAAGCUGUGUCUGUAGCUCAGCAAAUUGCCAGUCUGCGUGCCCAGGUGCCACAGACAUUGCAAACUGUAGGCAAGCUUGUAGCAGAUAAUUAUGCCUUUGUGAAUGCUGGGGCUGUUAUAGCAUUAAACCUCACCAAGAACAUCAACAAAGACAGCUUUAGAAGGGUUAAUACAGAAGAGGAGCUGGCCAGGAAGGUGACUGCCAACUUGCAAGCGCUUUCCGAUGAUGAGCACCUGAAAUUACUCUACAUCCCUCAACAUGCCAAGGACAGCACCCCAGGGAUCACACCAAAACAGAUCCCUUCCCCGGAAGUAUUUGAAGAUCUGAUUAAAUUUUCAUUCCACACAAAUGUAUUUGAAAACAACAUCGGCUAUCUGAGAUUUGAUAUGUUUGGAGACUGUGAACUUCUAACCCAGGUGUCCGACCUACUGGUAGAGCAUGUUUGGAAGAAAAUUGUUCACACAGAUGCAUUAAUCAUAGACAUGAGGUACAAUGUUGGAGGCUCCACCACUUCCAUAGCAAUCCUAUGCUCAUACUUCUUUGAUGAAGGACAUAAAAUUCUCUUGGACAAAGUUUAUGACAGACCCACUGACUCAGUAAAGGAAAUAUGGACUGAGCCACAGCUGAAAGGAGAGAGGUAUGGCUCUCAGAAGGGACUAAUAAUCCUUACCAGUGCUGUGACAGCUGGGGCUGCUGAAGAGUUUGUAUACAUAAUGAAGAGACUGGGCAGAGCUCUCAUCAUUGGGGAACAGACCAGCGGUGGCUGCCAUUCUCCACAGACGUAUCAAGUAAAUGAUACGAACUUCUACAUCAUCAUCCCCACCUCCAGAUCAAUCACCUCUGCAGAGAGCACUUCUUGGGAAGGGAAAGGGGUCCUUCCUCACAUGGAAACACCAGCUGAAACAGCACUCAUUAAAGCAAAGGAGAUGCUCAGUGCUCACCUGCACAGCUCUAGAUAGCCCAGUAAGGGAACAUGCCCCUAGUUCUUAGGCAACUUAUGCUACACACACACACACACCCCAAAUGUAGACACUAGAAAGAAGUGGGAACUUAAUUUCAAUCUGUAUGGUCAGUGAUUGGUUCCCUGUAUGCAGCUCAAAGUGACUCUCUUUCAACACACUGACUUUCUUACCCCAUUCUGUGGAACCCAGUUCUCUCUGUGCAUGGUUGAGAUACUUGGAUAAUGCACUAGGUUUUGCGGAUUCCUUUUCUGGUCAUAUAGAAAUUUUCAUUGUUGCAGUGUCUGUUUUUUAAAUUUACAUCCAACUCACUGAAGGCAUGUAAGCCAUCUCAAAGCAUUUUUUGCAAAUAAUAGUAAAGGCACCUCUGCUCCUUGGAAGUUGCGUACAAUUCCUAUUUAUACAUAUUAAAGAAGAAUUAACAUUAGUUGGUAGAGUCUGUUUUCCAAACUUGAACAGCUAAAUUAAUCUCUUCACCAUUUUAUCAUCCAGAUGUACCAAAAAUAGCCACAGUAUUUCAAAGUUGCCCAGACUCCUGGUAUUUCUAGGUACGUGGCUGCUUCUCCCCUACUGUCUGGCAGAGGGAGGGGGAAUGAGCAAGAGAAGGGCAAAACAUUGACUCUUUCACCUAGUGCCCAGAUCAACAGACUCAUGAAAAAACAUCGUAUUUUUUUACUUAAGACUAAAAGCAGACUGCUGUAUGUCCUGCCACAAAGACAGAAAGCAGAGAAAUAUCCUUUGCACUCUGCUAGCAAACUACUUAUUAGGUAAUGGUGUAUUCCAGGGCAACUAACAGAAUACUGACAUGAGCUUAAUUAAUGCACAACAUUAGUUGUCUUUCUUACAAUUCUUAUCUAAUUAUCUGUCUUUAAUUGUUUAAUAAAUAAAUAAAUCAUAAUUAUUUAGCAAUACAUGUAACUGUAAUCUAGAUCUCAAAAUUUCUCAUCUCUGUAAAAUUCCAGCUGUAAAGUAAUUAAGUUAGGAAAAUAUUCCCCCAAAAUUUAGUCACUUAAGGUCUGAGUAGCUACACAUUGAUGUUUCCUUGGUCAUUUGUAAGUUAUUGCAGAGUUGGGUUUGUUUUUAUAAAUCAUGUUCAAACGUCUAACUGCAGAGAAUCUCUUUCAGUAUUUAAAGGAAAAUAAUUUAAACAAAAUAAACUUUCCAUUUUUUUACUACUUGUUUGUCUUAUCAACUACACUCAGUGAGAUCACUGACCUGGACUCUUGAGCUAUUUUUGUGUUCUGAUUUUUAUGCACUAGCUAGUUGCUGAACUUCUCAGUGUUGUGGAAAAUAUUUCAAUUAACUAAAACUCAUACAGAAUUUUGUGUGAAGUGAUAUAUGUAUGAAGUAUGUUAAAGAGUCUUAAUAUGGAAAAGA
Molecule: messenger RNA, 5088 nt
Organism: Pezoporus occidentalis (night parrot)
Lineage: Eukaryota; Metazoa; Chordata; Aves; Psittaciformes; Psittacidae
Gene: RBP3
Product: retinol binding protein 3
Exons: 4
Coding region: 1-3711 (1236 amino acids)
Biological process (GO): proteolysis
Cellular component (GO): cone matrix sheath
Molecular function (GO): retinol binding; serine-type peptidase activity
Source: RefSeq, a predicted model, not a curated record